Messenger RNA from Brassica oleracea var. oleracea, 1299 nucleotides. Its product is annotated as scarecrow-like protein 32. Gene Ontology annotation, cellular component: nucleus. Gene Ontology annotation, molecular function: DNA-binding transcription factor activity; sequence-specific DNA binding. Lineage: Eukaryota; Viridiplantae; Streptophyta; Magnoliopsida; Brassicales; Brassicaceae. The record is from RefSeq and is a predicted model, not a curated record. The transcript has a single exon. Bases 23 to 1279 code for a protein of 418 amino acids. Gene Ontology annotation, biological process: regulation of DNA-templated transcription.
CUUCUCUCUAAACCGGACCCAAAUGACCAGAACGAGGAUCAUAAGCCCGACCCGGUUCCCUUCUCUCAAAUCCCAACGCUGCGGCAGCGGCGGAGACGCUAGCUUCAUGGAACAGCUCCUCCUACACUGCGCCACCGCCAUCGACUCCAACGACGCCGCACUGGUUCACCAACUCCUUUGGGUCCUCAACAACAUUGCCUCACCCGACGGCGACUCCUCCACCCAACGACUCACAUCUGCCUUCGUCCGCGCGUUGCUCUCACGUGCCGUCUCCAAAAUCCCCACACUCUUCUCCACCUUCGGAAACACCGUCUUCCAACCGCCGGCAGAUGAAAUACACCGGUUCUCAGUCGUGGAGCUCGCCGGGUUCAUCGACCUAACUCCGUGGCACAGGUUCGGAUUCAUCGCGGCCAACGAGGCGAUCUUAACCGCCGUGGAAGGCUACGCAAAGGUUCACAUCGUUGACCUAAGUUUGACUCACUGUAUGCAAAUCCCUACUCUCAUAGACGCCAUAGCAACCAAACUCAACAAACCUCUGCUUCUCAAACUCACCGUGGUCUCCUCCGCCUCCAACUUUCCACCAUUCAUCAACAUCUCCUAUGAAGAGCUCGGUUCAAAGCUCGUCAACUUCGCCACCUCGAGAAACAUAGAAAUGCAGUUCACCAUCAUACCUUCAACGUACUCCGAUGGCUUCUCCUCACUGCUCCAACACUUACGGAUGUACCCUACCUCCUACAACGAAGCUCUCGUCGUUAACUGCCACAUGAUGCUCCGCUACAUCCCCGACGAAACCCUAACUCCAUCAUCACCAUCUUCGUUAUCUCUCCGUAACGUUUUCUUGAACCAACUCCGAUCCCUGAACCCAACAAUGGUAACCCUAAUCGAAGAAGACGCAGAUCUCACGUCGGAUAAUCUCGUCACGCGGCUAAGUUCCGCGUUUAACUACUUCUGGAUCCCUUUUGACACGACGGACACGUUUAUGAGCGAGCAGAGGAGGCUGUACGAGGCGGAGAUAAGCUGGAAGAUAGAAAACGUGGUGGCCAAGGAAGGUGUGGAGAGGGUUGAGAGGACGGAGACGAAGGGACGGUGGCUUGAGAGGAUGAGAGAUAAUGAGUUCGGUGGAGUUAGGGUUAGAGAAGAGGCGGUUUCGGAGUUGAAGGCGAUGCUGGGGGAGCACGCCGUUGGAUGGGGAAUGAAGAAGGAUGAUGACGACGAGAGUCUAGUGCUGACGUGGAAAGGUCAUAGUGUUGUGUUUGCUACCGUUUGGGUUCCGAUUUAGUUGGGGUUGAUUUGGUUUUA